Molecule: messenger RNA, 855 nt
Organism: Clonostachys solani
Lineage: Eukaryota; Fungi; Ascomycota; Sordariomycetes; Hypocreales; Bionectriaceae
Source: the annotation of a GenBank genome assembly
AUGAACCGCAGAACGCUCCUCGACAUCGCGAUUGCCGCACUCGUGUUUACAUGCAUAGCAUUCCUAGCUAGUCUUGGCUUGACUAUCUUUGGAUUCGUUAAACUCCACCGUCGUGGGUCAAACGGGCCUUCAAGCCUCUCAUGGGUCAAAGCUUCCUUGACCCUGACCACAACGUGGCUGGCCCUAGAGGUCAUGGCCCAGACUGUCCCUGACACUAGUGCCUCUGCUGGUAUCUACGACAAGGCCAACCCUAGCUUUCACACCAACGUAAUUUGUGCUCUUUUUGGCGCGACUGCUUUUGUUGUGACCAUGUUCACUGAAGUUGAGGUCGUGCGAGAUUUCAAGACAUCCUCGGCACAAUGGGUCCCUCGCAAGUUGGCCUUCUCGAUCCUCGGACUGGUUGUUUCCCUCAACUGCUUGAGAAUUUUCCUCGCCGAGGCUUUGCUCUUCACGCAGAUUGAAAAGCUGGGUUUAGUGUGUAAUGCCAUUGACGCUGCUACAAUUCUGAUUCUCCUGCUUUUCGGCAUUACUGCUUUCGUGCUCCUUGUCAGGGCAAAAGAUGCAGUCAGCUCCCGUAUUUUCAAAUACUUGGUCGCCAUCUACAUCAUCACAUUAUGUCGUCUCUCGUACCAGUCUAUCUACACCAUCCUAUACUUACUCAGCAUUUAUUCUCUUGAUUUCGGCCCAUAUUGGACCAUUUUCAUGCAAAUUCCUUCAGUCUUUAUCUCGGCUUGGAGUCUGCUCGCGUGCCUUGGUCUUAUUUACCACGUGGCUUCGCUCGGCUGCAAAGGUGAAGACGUUAAUGAUGGUCUCUCAGCAGACGGCGAUAAUAGUCUCAAAGAUGAAGAGUUUUAG